Thyridium curvatum is the source of this 1284-nucleotide messenger RNA. RefSeq lists its product as uncharacterized. Gene Ontology annotation, molecular function: monooxygenase activity; FAD binding. NCBI's taxonomy places the organism in Eukaryota, Fungi, Ascomycota, Sordariomycetes, Thyridiales, Thyridiaceae. Bases 1 to 1284 code for a protein of 427 amino acids. The record is from RefSeq and is a predicted model, not a curated record. The transcript is spliced from 5 exons.
AUGGCGAACCCUAACUGGAAAGAACUCGACAUUGCUAUUGUCGGCGGAGGCAUUGGUGGCCAAGCCGCAGCAGUGUCUCUCCGUCGCCAGGGUCACAAGGUGACAAUCUACGAAAAGGCCGACUAUGCUGGUGAGGUUGGUGCGUCCAUCUCAUGCGCCGCCAACGGCACUCGCUGGCUCGAGGAGUGGAAGGUCAACAUUGAGCUUGGUGAUCCAGUCGUGCUGAAGAAGCUGAUCAGCAGAGACUGGAAGACUGGUGAGCCAAUCAAUGUCUACGAUCUGAGCGAUUACAAGGAGCGCUGGGGAUAUGUGUACAACAUGUUCCAUCGGCAAUACAUGCACCGAAUGCUCAUGGACAGCGCCGUUGGCAACCACGGAGAGGGUACCCCGGCCAAGCUUAUGGUGAACCACAUGGCCGAAGAUGUGAACCUGGAGACAGGCGAAAUCACCUUCACCAACGGCAACAAGGCGAAGCAUGAUGUCGUGAUUGGAGCCGACGGAAUCGGUUCGGCUCUGCGUCGCGUUCUUGGCAUCAAGACGGUCCGCCGGCCGGCUACGUGCACUUGCCUCCAUGCCAAUGUUGACACGGAGAAGGCAGUCAAGCUUGGUCUCGUUGACUACUCCAAGAACAGUGCCAUCGAGUACUGGGGCGGAUACGAUACUCACUUCAAGAUCGUUCUGUCUCCCUGCAAUGGCGGCAAGCUGUUGUCGUACUACUGCUUCUUCCCGCGAGAGGCUGGAGAUCUCCAGGCGCAGACCUGGGAUCAGGAGGCGACGGUUGAGGAGCUGUUGGCACCCUAUCCUGAUCUCGACCGCCAGGUGUUCAAGCACUUGGAGAUUGGUUAUGAGGUUCGCCCCUGGCGCCUGUGGAUCCACGAGCCCUACCCGCUGUGGCAAAAGGGCCUGGCCUGCAUCAUGGGCGACGCCGCACAUCCGAUGAUGCCUGACCAGAGCCAGGGUGCCUGCCAGGCCAUUGAGGAUGCUGCUUGCCUGGGUCUUGUCUUUGGCAAGAAGAACUUCAAUGGAGACAUCCGAGAAGCACUCGAGGUGUUUGAGCAGGUGCGGAAGCCAAGAGGUACCAAGGUCCAGGCAGCUUCUGCCAGGGCUAGAGAGAACAUCAAUGAACGCAUCGGAUUCUCAAGCAACACUGACCUGCCGGUCUACCAUGUUUCCGCCGAAGAUGACAAGCUCACGAUAGAUGAAAUGAACCUUUAUGACAUGACGGCCCAUGUGGACCAAGUCUUGAGCGAGCGCAGGAGUGGAGUAAAGGCAAACGGGCAUUGA